Messenger RNA from Seriola dumerili (greater amberjack), 2012 nucleotides. It is a transcript of the gene bco1, whose product is annotated as beta,beta-carotene 15,15'-dioxygenase-like. Gene Ontology annotation, molecular function: beta-carotene 15,15'-dioxygenase activity; carotenoid dioxygenase activity. Gene Ontology annotation, biological process: carotene catabolic process; retinal metabolic process. The coding region runs from base 66 to 1634 and encodes 522 amino acids. The transcript has 11 exons. The record is from RefSeq and is a predicted model, not a curated record. NCBI's taxonomy places the organism in Eukaryota, Metazoa, Chordata, Actinopteri, Carangiformes, Carangidae.
CCGGUCUGCUGUAGGCCUAUUUAUUCAGGCACCUCCAAGUGUUCCUCAGUCCUCUGUCAGCAAACAUGGCCACAGACUUUUCAAAGAACGCAGUGGAGAGGCCAGAGCCCUUUAAGGCAGAAGUAAAAGGGAGCAUUCCCACCUGGCUUCAAGGCAUACUGCUACGCAAUGGCCCUGGCAUCUUUUCCGUGGGGGACACCAGCUACAACCACUGGUUUGAUGGGAUGGCCAUCAUGCACAGCUUUGCCUUUAAAGAUGGUGAAAUGACCCACAGAAGCAGAUUCCUUAGAAGUGACACCUAUAAAGCUAACAUGGAAGCAAACAGGAUAGUUGUGUCUGAAAUGGGGACAAUGGCCUAUCCAGACCCAAGCAAGAACUUCAUUGUCAAGGCAAUUACCUUUCUCAACCACACAGUGCCUGAUUUUACUGACAAUGGCGCAAGCAACUUCAUGAAAUAUGGAAACGACUACUAUGCUACAUCUGAAACGAACUACAUUCGCAAGAUUGAUCCUGUGACCCUGGAAACUCAGGACAAGGUGGACUACAUGAAGUAUCUGGCUGUAAACUUGGCCUCAUCCCAUCCACACUAUGACAAGGAGGGCAAUGCCUACAACAUUGGAACUUCAAUAGCAGAGAAGGGAAAGACUAAAUAUAUUCUGUUUAAAGUCCCUACAGCGUCAGAGAAAGACAAAGGCAAGAAUGUCCCUGCACUGAAGAAUGUGGAGGUGAUCUGCACAGUUCCCUGCCGCUCCCUUCUCACACCCAGCUACUACCAUAGCUUUGGCAUGACCGACAACUACUUCAUCUUCAUUGAGCAGCCUUUCAAACUGGACAUCGUCAAGAUGGCCACUGCAUACAUGAGGGGAGUCAACUGGGCAAGCUGCCUGAAAUUCUGCCCUGAGGAAAAUACUCUGAUCCACCUGAUAGACAGAAAGACUGGCAAAGAAGUUGAGACAAAGUUCUACACUGGAGCAAUGGUCGUCUACCAUCAUGUGAAUGCUUUUGAGGACAACGGUCAUGUGAUCUUCGAUGUCAUUGCCUACAAUGAUAACAGUCUUUAUGAUAUGUUCUACCUGAGCAAGCUGAGGGAAAACACUGGGUUCCAUGACGAGGGCUACUCCAAACCAAGUUACAGAAGAUUUGCAAUUCCCAUCCAUUCAGACAAGGGCAUUGCAAUUGGAGAGGACCUGGUGAAACUCAAAUACACGACAGCCAGUGCUGUGAAGGAGAAAGAAGGCAAACUAAUGUGCCAGGCUGAAGUGCUCUUAGAAGGCUUCGAAUUACCCAGAAUUAAUUAUGACUUCAACAGCAAGAGGCACCGGUUUGUCUAUGGGAACUGUGUGGAGGAAUCUGCACUAGCAAAACAGAUCGCCAAGUUUGACACGGAAACCAAGGAAAUGGUCUACUGGACUGAAGAUAACUGCUGGCCAUCAGAGCCGGUGUUCGUCCCCAGACCAAACGGAGAGUCAGAGGAUGAUGGUGUGGUUUUAGUAUCAGUUAUCAACUCCAACCCAGGCCAGCCUUGUUUCAUGCUGAUUCUUGAUGGCAGGACAUUCAAGGAAGUUGCUCGAGCAUAUGUGAACACUGAGCUCCACAAGGACGUGCAUGGAUUUUUUAUCCCACAAGGAAAUUAGUCAGAGAUGUACUUAUGCCUUUGGAGAACUUCCAAACAACUGUUCCCAAAUAGUAUGGCACAGGAAUCUUUUUGAACACUGAAAAACACACUGCUGAAUAGUGCUGUGUUAUAGACCAAAGUGUAAUGAGGACCAACAUAUAUUCAUGGACUGCCUCAUAUCUGUAAAAUUAUACUGAUUGUAUCAAAACAAAUAUUUCUUCAUAUGUUUAUUAAUGAGAUGCAGAUUUAUUGAUUUUGUUGCUUAACCAUGUAUCAGUGUUUCUUAUGUCUACAUUACUCUAUUGUGUUGUUAUGACUGUCAUACUUGAGUUUAAACUUUUCACAAAAAAGAUUAAAAAAAAAAAGUGAAAGUAAAAAGUAAAGUUCUGACAUGUAU